This is a messenger RNA of Cervus elaphus (red deer), 2301 nucleotides long. Its product is annotated as cullin-1-like. The coding region runs from base 1 to 2301 and encodes 766 amino acids. The transcript has a single exon. Gene Ontology annotation, cellular component: SCF ubiquitin ligase complex. The record is from RefSeq and is a predicted model, not a curated record. Gene Ontology annotation, biological process: protein ubiquitination; SCF-dependent proteasomal ubiquitin-dependent protein catabolic process. Gene Ontology annotation, molecular function: ubiquitin protein ligase binding. NCBI's taxonomy places the organism in Eukaryota, Metazoa, Chordata, Mammalia, Artiodactyla, Cervidae.
AUGUCAUCAGACUGGAGCCAGAAUCCCAGCCAGAAACUGAAACGUCUUGGCAUCGACGAGCUCUGGGAUAACGUCAGAGCGGGAAUCCAACAAGUGUAUGCCAGACAAAGUAUGGUGAAAUCCAGAUACAUAGAACUCUACACUCUUCUUUAUAACCACUGUUUACAAAUGUCCCCUCAAGUCCAGACUAAAUCAAAAAAGGAGCAGAAGCUGAGGGAAGAUGAGAAUGUUAGCUUUGAAUUAUACAAACGAAUUAAAGAAUUUUUGAAGAAUCACCUGACAAAUCUUCCUAAGGAUGGAGAAGAUUUGAUGGAUAUAGGAGUACUGAAGUUCUACACUCAACAAUGGGAACAUUACCAGUUUUCGAGCAAAGUGCUGAAUGGGAUUUGUGCCUGCCUCAAUAAACAUUUACUUAAUAUCGCAUAUAGUCACAAAGUUUGUCAAAUAUAUUCUCUCGCAAUGGUGACUUGGAGAGAUUGUCUUUUUAGGCCAUUGGAUAAACAAGUAACAAAUGCUGUUUUAAAACUGAUUGAAAAGGAAAGAAAUGGUGAAUCCGUCAAUACAAGACUGAUAAGUGGUACUAUACAGUCUUACAUGGAACUGGGGGUGAAUGAAGAUGAUCAGUUUGAGCAGGGCCCUAUGCUUACAGUGUACAAAGAAGCCUUUGAACCUCAGUUUUUGGCUGACACAGAGAGAUUUUAUACCAGAAAGAGUACUGAAUUGUUGCAGCAGAACCCAGUUACUGAAUAUAUGAAAGAGGUGGAGACUUUUCUGCUGGAGGAGCGGCGGAGAGCCCAGACCUAUCUUCACCACAGCACCAAGGGCAAGUUAGUCAGGAAAUGCAGGCAGGUGCUCGUGGAGAAACACUUGGAGAUUUUCCUCACAGAAUUUCAGAAUUUACUGAACGCCAACGAAAGUGAAGAUUUGGGUCGCAUGUAUAAGCUCAUAUAUAGAAUCAAGAAUGGCCUGGGAGAAUUUAAAAAACUCCUGGAGACACACAUUCAUAAUCAGGGUCUUGCAGCAAUUGAGAAGUGUGGAGAAGCUGCUUUAAAUGACCCCAGAAUAUAUGUAGAGAUAGUGUUGAAUAUCCAUAAAAAAUACAAUGCCCUGGUGAUAUCAGCAUUCAAGAACCAUGCUGACUUUGUGGCUGCACUGGACAAGGCUUGCAGAGGCUUCAUAAACAACAAUGCAGUUACCAAAAUGGCUCAGUCAUCCAGUAAAUCUCCCGAGUUGCUGGCUCGAUACUGUGAUUCCUUGUUAAAGAAGAGUUCCAAGAACCCAGAAGAAGCAGAACUAGAAGACACACUUAACCACGUGAUGACUGUCUUCAAGUAUAUGGACGACAAAGAUGUGGUUCAGAAGUUCUACACAAAAAUGCUGGCCAAAAGGCUUGUCCAUCAGAACAGUGCAAGUGAUGAUGCUGAAGCAAGCAUGAUCUCUAAGUUAAAGCAAGCUUGUGGUUUUGAGUAUACCUCCAAACUUCAGCGGAUGUUUCAAGACAUUGGUAUAAGCAAAGCUUUGAAUGCACAGUUCAAAAAGCACCUGAUGGAUUCAGAGCCUUUGGACUUAGAUUUCAGUAUUCACGUUCUGAGUUAUGGAUGGUGGCCCUUUGAGGAAUCUUGUACAGUUCUCUUGCCAUCAGAGCUGGAACCAUGUUAUCGGCGCUUCACAGCAUUUUACGCCAGCUGUUACAGUGACAGAAAAUUGUCAUGGGCAUAUCAACUGUCUGAAGGAGAGUUAGUAACAAACUGCUUCAAAAACAAAUACACUUUGCAUGCAUCUACAUUCCAGAUGGCCGUCCUGCUCCAGUACAACACGGAAGAUGCUUACACCGUUCAACAGCUGACAGACAGGACUCAGAUCAAAAUGGACAUUGUGACACAAGUCUUACAGAUUUUAUUGAAGUUUAAGUUACUGGUUUUGGAAGACAAAAGUGCAAAUGUUGAUGAGGUGGAGUUGAAGCCAGACACCUUAGUAAAAUUACAUUUUGGUUAUAAAAGUAAGAAAUUAAGGGUUAAUAUCAGCUUGCCGAUGAAAAUUGAACAGAAGCGGGAACAAGAAACUAUGUACAAAAACAUUGAGGAAGAUCGCAAACUGCUGAUCCAGGCGGCCAUUGUGAGAAUCAUGAAAACGAGGAAGGUUGUAAAACACCAGCAGUUACUUGGAGAAGUAACGACUCAGUUGUCGUCAAUAUUCAAGCCUCAGAUCUCAGUGAUUAAGAAAUGCAUUGACGUUCUGAUUGAGAAAGAAUAUUUGGAGCGAGUGGGUGAUGAAAAGGACACCUACAGUUACUUGGCUUAA